Molecule: messenger RNA, 11724 nt
Organism: Aspergillus pseudoviridinutans
Lineage: Eukaryota; Fungi; Ascomycota; Eurotiomycetes; Eurotiales; Aspergillaceae
Product: putative hybrid PKS-NRPS biosynthetic cluster
Exons: 1
Coding region: 1-11724 (3907 amino acids)
Biological process (GO): fatty acid biosynthetic process; secondary metabolite biosynthetic process
Molecular function (GO): fatty acid synthase activity; 3-oxoacyl-[acyl-carrier-protein] synthase activity; phosphopantetheine binding
Source: RefSeq, a predicted model, not a curated record
AUGAAGACGCCAAUUGCUAUUGUUGGGACCGCCUGCAGAUUUCCAGGAGGCGUAGCAUCCCCUUCGCAACUUUGGGAACUAUUGUCCAACCCAAAGGAUGUCCUUACGGAUGUAGAUCCCAAACGAUUAAACUUCGUCAACUUCCAUCAUCCCAACGGCGAGAAUCAUGGAGCCACAGAUGUGCCGAAUAAGUCCUAUAUACUGGACAGUGAUGUUCAUCGCUUCGAUGCUGGUUUCUUCAACAUUAGUGCGGCGGAAGCGGAGGCAAUGGAUCCGCAACAACGGCUCUUACUCGAGACGACAUAUGAGGCGCUCGAAGCUGCUGGAUAUACAUUGAAACAGAUGCGCGGCUCAUCCACGGCGGUGUUUAUUGGCGCGAUGACCUCGGACUAUCACGACAUUCAAGCUCGGGAUUUGGACACGAUCAGCCGGUGGCAUGCAACCGGGACAUCGCCAAGUAUUCUCUCAAAUCGUGUCUCAUACUUCUUUGACCUGAAAGGGCCGUCAAUGACUAUCAACACUGCAUGUUCCAGCUCCCUGGUGGCAUUGCACCAAGCGGUCCAGAGUCUACGUAACGGCGAUUGCACUACCGCCAUUGUAGGUGGCGUCAAUCUCCUGCUCGACCCUGAGGUUUAUAUCAGUCAUUCCAACCUACAUAUGCUGUCCCCAACGUCAAGGUGUCGCAUGUGGGAUAGGGAUGCUGACGGCUACGCCCGAGGCGAAGGGUGCGCUUCAGUCGUGAUCAAAACCUUGGAUCAGGCGCUGAAGGAUGGCGACGAUGUAGAGUGCAUCAUUCGGGAGACUGCGGUCAACUCGGACGGAAGAUCUGCGGGAAUUACAAUGCCCAAUCCGGAGGCCCAGGCGGCGUUAAUCCGUGAGGCCUAUGAGCGCAGUGGCCUGGAUCCGGUUCGGGACCGAUGCCAAUAUUUCGAGUGCCAUGGCACUGGAACGCAGGCUGGAGACCCCGUCGAGGCACAGGCAAUCCAGCAGACAUUCUACCCAGAGAGCGUUGUCUUUAGUCCAGACGACAAACUGUAUGUGGGAAGUAUCAAGACUCUCAUUGGCCACCUGGAAGGCUGUGCAGGUCUUGCCGGCGUGAUGAAGGCUAUAAUGUGCCUUAAGAACCGGAUCAUCACGCCAAACAUGCUUUUUGACAACCUCAACCCCAAUAUCGCUCCUUUCUACGACCAUCUCAGGAUUCCAACAAGCACUAUGACCUGGCCACCCGUUUCCCAUGGCUCCCCCUUGAGGGCGAGUGUAAACUCCUUCGGUUUUGGAGGGACCAACGCCCAUGCCAUUAUCGAGAGCUAUGUACCCCACCAAUCGGAAAACCACGCCACUUACUGUGACCAGUCGAUCAUCAAUGUAACCGCCGGCCCAUUCCUCUUCUCAGCGCACACUGAAGAAUCCCUAUAUUCAAACAUUGAAACACUAGCCCGUUACGUGAGGAACGACGAAGCAUUAGAUCUGGGUAAUUUGGCCUGGACUUUAGCCAAAAGAACCGUCCUGCCAUUCAAGACCUCUGUCACUGCCUUAAACAGAGACGAGCUCCUCCGCGGUAUAGAUAAGGUCAUUGAAGAGUACAAAGCCAGCAAAGGGAGCGAACAUGGCCAAUUGCAUUGGAGGCAAUCACCCGAACCACCAAAGGUCAUGGCCAUUUUCACAGGGCAAGGCGCACAAUGGGUUGGAAUGGGCCGUGAACUGCUACAUGCGUCUCCCAUUUUCCGCAGGUCCAUCGAGCGAUGUGAGCAUGCUCUAGCAACUCUUCCCGACGGGCCGUCAUGGUCCCUUCAGGAGGCACUUUUAGCAGACAAACCCUCGUCAAGCCUCUCUAAGCCUGAAGUAAGUCAACCAGUAACGACCGCCAUUGAAAUAGCUGUCUAUGAUCUCCUGUGUGCGUGUGGAGUCAAUGUCGAUCGGGUCGUGGGCCACUCAUCUGGCGAAAUAGUGGCCGCCUAUGCGCUCAACAUCAUUUCGGCAGAGGAUUCCAUGAAAAUAGCCUAUUACCGUGGGUUGCACACCAAGCCCGUUAAAUCGGGUGGCAUGCUCGCUGUUGGCCUUUCCUUUCGCGACGCCACUGAAUUGUGCUCCGGGCCGUCCUUUUUGGGGAGGAUCGUGGUGGCAGCGAGCAAUGGGCCUCUGAGCACAACGUUAUCGGGCGAUUACGAUGCAAUUCUCGAAGCCAAGGAACUCCUUGACGGUAAGAAGAUAUUCGCAAGAACUUUGCAGGUUGAUGUUGCGUACCACUCACAUCAUAUGGAGCCGUGCGCUGCUGCAUAUCUCGAAGCAUUGAAGGCGUGCAAUAUCCAAGUGAAAUCACCCAGGAGUGGCUGUACAUGGAUCUCAAGCGUGACGGGAAGCAGUGCAACACUGAACAGGGAUAUCCAAGCCUUCUCUGGAACUUACUGGGUCGAUAAUAUGGUCAAACCCGUUCUCUUUUCCCAGGCAGUGGAGAUGUCGCUUGGCGGCUGUCAAAACCUUGGUGGGUGUAUCGAGAUUGGACCUCACCCAGCUCUUCGUGGUCCUGUGUUGGAUACGUUGAAGCAAGCAGAGAGGUCGAAUGUUCUUUAUACUUCGUUACUUCACCGAGGGCAAAAUGACCUCAAGGCUGCAUCAUCCGCCCUUGGUUGCCUCUGGGAACGGAUGGGUGAACAUCUGGACAUUGGGAGGUUCCUCCAGGCUGUUAGUAAUCGGCCCUCCCAACUGAUAAAGGGAUUACCAGCCUACUGUUGGGACCAUAGGAGGAGAUACUGGAGAGAGUCCCGCGUCUCACGAAGAUACCGUCUCGAAAGUACACCUAUGCACCCGCUAUUGGGUCGGCGAUUUGCCAGCGAAUUCCCCAAUGAGAUGUGUUGGAGGAAUAUCCUACAUCUAAAGGAAAUGCCUUGGGCUGAAGGGUAUAAGCAAACGGGCCGAGAGGUGGUUUCGGCAGCCUUCUACAUUUCCUCUCUAUUAGCUGCAGCGAGUUCUGCAGCUGUAUGCCAAAGCCUUGAACUACUCGAGGUCAACGAUUUCGUUGCUAUGGAACCCAUGGUUUUGGAAGAGCAUAGCGAUGGGGUAGAAUAUAUCACGAGAAUACGAUUCCGUAACGAAAACAGCGAGACAGAAUCGAAUACCAGACUCGAUGCCGAAGCCUCUUGUUAUGCAUGCGAUAGCGACGGAUCGGUCUUAACCAAGCUAUGCACUGCACGUCUAACCCUUUAUCUCAGCGAAGCCAGCCAGCCGGAUUGUGACCAGUUACCCCCGAGGGAACAACAGAAGCACAUUCUCACGCCGGUAGAUGUUGCCGAUCUGUACGACUCAUUUGAACAGGCUGGCACAAGCUAUUCGGGACCAUUUCGAAGCAUAACCUCGAUCCAGCGGUCUCUGGGCGAAGCCACUGCGUCUGCAGCUUGGGUAGCCGACACGAUCGGCUCAGGAUCCGUACUCCCUCCAGCUAUGCUAGAAGCGUCAUUCCAGGUAAUGAUGUGUGCCUUUGCCUCACCAUUGAGUAAUGGACUUUGGACAUCGUUCCAUGCAAAGGAGAUUCGUCGAGCCCUCGUUAAGCCUCACCUUGCUCUGGAGAGUCUCUCAUGCGAAAUCGACGCUUUUGUGACUGAUUCCGACAAUAACACAGUAGAAGGAGAUGUGUCGUUGUACAAUCCAGACGGAAACACUAUGGUGCAAAUCGAGGGCUUGGUUAUGAAGAGUGUCCCUCGAUCCGAUACUUCGAGCGACCGUAACCUUUUCUCACAAGUGGUGUGGGAGAGCGACCCUUUUGGAUAUUCAGGGAUAUCUUCAUAUCAUACCCCGAAGGAGGAGACGGCUUGGAGAAGCGCAGCAGAUAUAAUCGCCUUGUAUCAUUUCCGAAGGGCACUCGACGAGCUUCAUCCACUCGAAUCUGCAGAGUUCAUGCCUCACCAUCAGCUCUUGUACCGUGAGAUUAGCCGCAUUGCUGCGGAUGACAACGGCUCUGAGGACUACAUUGCUAACGCAGAUCGUGGCAAAAUGUCGGAAGAGGAUAUCCUCGCAAUGAUCGACAAAUUUGCGGGAAUUGUGGAUCUUCAAUCAUUUCAUUCAUUAGGCAUGGCCUUGCCAGCAAUCUUGCGAGGGGAAGUGGACCUUCCUGACACGUCGAACGGAGUUGAAACCCUCGAGCGUUUAUGCCAGGCUCCGGGGAUGCUUUCUCUGCCGAACAAGGACCUUUGUUCUAUCGUUAAGCGUAUUGUGCACAAGCAUCCGCACAUGAACAUUCUGCAGCUUGAUGCUGGAACUGCUGUGAUUACCCGGCAAAUAUUGCAAGCUCUUGAUGAUAGGUAUACUUCCUAUUGUCUGAGUAGCGCGGCUUCAGUAGUACUCAACGAGAUGGUGGCCAAGUUCUCGACUCAGCACCGCAACCUAUAUUCCAAGGUCAUUGACUUUACCACCCUCGACGUUGCUCAAUAUGGCGGCGAGAAAUACGACAUGGUAAUUGCUGCCAAUCCGCUCAAUGCAACUGAUKCAUCCACCAGUCUCUUCGAAGGCUGCCGCGCAAUGCUAAAGCCCGGUGGUUACCUUGUGUUCGUUAGACUCACCGGGCGAAUGCCAGCGUCGUUAUUGUAUACCUGUGGCUUGCUUCCCCAGUGGUGGCAAGGGUACGAUCAUGAUGCCCAGACAUGGUCGGACAUGUCAACCGUUAGAUGCGACGCACAACUCCGCUCUAAGGGAUUUUCAGGCAUCGAUCACAUCUUUCAGGGCUCGAUGCAUCCAGACGGUGAUGGCCUUUCAGUAGUGGUUACUCAGGCAGUAAAUGAUACGGUCAUGAUGCUUCGAGAGCCAAUGAAUUCGACGGGGCUGGUGCCGCUCACGGAGGCCGUGGUCUUCCUAGGGGGCAAGACGCUAAUAGUAGCCCGCCUCCUGCAGGGUAUUCAGAGGAUUCUAGCCGCAUCGGGUACCGCAACCGCAAUAGUGGAAGACAUUGACCAUCUGGACCUGAAUUGUCUCACAAAGAAACAUUCGAUCAUCUCCCUACUGGAGCUUGACGAGCCAUUCUUCUCUAGAGGCCUCUUCCACGAAAGGCUCCUGAAAUUCAAAGACCUUGUGGCAGGGUCCAAGCACGUCCUUUGGCUGACAACUGGAAAUAUGGCAAAUAUAAGUGUCGCUAUCGGGAGGGCAAUGAGAUCACAACAGGGGGACAAAAUCAGCCUACAAUUCCUAGAAUUGUCCGCGGUGGCGAGCGUUUCACCUUCCGCUGUAGUUGAGGUCUUUUUGCGCCUCACAUGUUCUUUUGUGCCCGCGUUGACGGAUGGGCAAUUGCUUUGGACGAACGAACCUGAAUUACACUGGGAUGGUUGCACGCUUCGCAUUCCGCGACUUGUCUUGGACCGCAGACGAAAUAAGAGAUACAAUUCCAGGCACCGAGAAGUUGGUCCAAAAGGUUGGCUCCCACGAUCAUCGGUGCUUCCCUCAACCGAGACGUCGGCCGACUCGGUUGUCGUUCAGGUCAAAUAUUCUUGCAGUGUUUGUACGGAUGCCUAUCUCUGGAUUGGUACACGUGUCGGCGGAAAGGGGAAUAUUGUUGGCAUCUCUGACCAUAUCUCGCCGGUUAUCCAAGCAAGGCCUGAGCAUGUUCACAGCACUGUCGUCAAUGAUGAUUUAAGCCCGGAAGUGUUGCGAGCUACUGCUGGCUUCACUUUAGCGAAUUUGUUUUUGAAGUCCAUGUGUGGGCCAAUUCUUCUUUAUGAGCCUGAUGAGUUACUUGCUGCUGCUGUUGAGCAAUCGCGCGAUCCUCAGCAAACGGUUUAUUUUAUCACUUCGAAGUGCAACGAUUCCACUAAAGGGUGGAUAGCAGUCCACCCGCAUGCUUCGCGGCGUAUGGUUGCGCGAGUUCUGCCAAGUGACGUGUCAGUUUUUGUCGAUUUAUCUUCUUCCGAUGAUCACGUAGUCACCAUCCUCCGCGAGAUAUAUUCUCAACGUCGGAUCCAGGUGGUGGACUUAUAUCAGCGUGCGUUGCUUGCGAAUCCUAGGCAGCUUGUCGCGGAAAGUUAUUCUCAAGCAUGUACUAGCUUGUCGACUCUUCCACGCGUGCCUCUGGAGAUUACCUCUUCUGCAGAAAUCUCACCGAACAGUCUAUCGGUCACAUAUCCAAGAGUGGUAGACUGGACGAGCCCUCCUCCGAUAGUGAGCCAUGGUGAGGUCGUAAGGGCCACCACCCUCUUCUCCCCAACCGGAACCUACUGGAUGAUCGAUAUGGCGACACCACUUGGGUUGUCAAUUUUAAAGUGGAUGGCGAGAAACGGGGCACGGACAUUUGUCCUCGCCAGCAGAAAUCCGCACGUGCACGACGCUUGGCUUGAGGACAUGUCUCGUCUGGAUGCUACUGUGAAGCUUUUGAAGAUGGAUGCUUCGAACAGACAGUCCAUUUUUUCGGCUUUCACCCAGAUGAAGGAAAGUUUACCACCCAUUGCAGGUGUUUGCUAUGCUCCCUUAGCUCUGUCUGACCAAGGGUUUGAGUACACUGUCGAAGACGAGGGAGGUCUUGUCGCGAGUGCUAUGAUCAAUGCAGCGACGUACCUCGACGAACUGUUCCCAGCACCAACAUUAGACUUCUUUGUGAUCCUGACAUCCCUUGCCUCCUUCAUCGGAACUCCAAAACAGGUAGCGUAUCACGCGCCAGCACUGUUUAUGACAGGCCUCAUUCAACGGCGAAGGUUGAGAGGCCUGGUGGGGUCUGUAUUAGCCUUGGGUAUGGUUGUCGACGCUGGGUACUUUGCCAAGCAAGGCAAAGAGGUGAUUCAGCGUAUGAUGCAUCAUGGCUAUGCGCCUCUGUCCGAAUCUGAUUUACAUCAUGCCUUUGGCGAAGUGGUAGUUGCUGGUGCAACCGAGGCCGAAGGGGAUGCCGAGAUAUUCUUUGGGCUACAAAUGUUAAACUCGCAGAUUGACCAGAGCGGGGAAUCCUCUCGUUCUUCUAACCAUCUGCUUUCUCACUUCAUUUCAAACGGCUCCCGAAUCAAAGAGGGGCAAUAUGCUGAACAGGCGGAUUCAUUAUCACUCUUUAUUCCUGAUGAGCAGCUGAAAAACUUGGAGCCAGGGCAAAAUGCACACGACAGGUUGAUUGCGCGAUUAUUGGGCAAGGUCAAGUCACUUCUCCGGCUUACAGAUCAAAGAUUGGAUGUACACACUCCCCUUCUGGACCUGGGCUGUGACUCGCUUCUGGCUGUGGAUAUUCAGGCAUGGGUUGCGAAAGAGUUCGCUAUCGAUAUUACUCCCAUAGAUGUACUAUUGGACACUGUCGCAGGAUUGUGCGAGAAGGCUGUCCCACGGCCUGAUGCUCCCAGCAUAGUGCCGCAGAAAGAAGAGCAGCUUGCCAAGGACAUCGAUUCUAUAGACGUUGCGUCAACUGCAUCCAGCUCAAAACACAACAGCUCAGUUCAGGACCUACCGCUUGAUACCACCAGUUCGGAGUCAACAUGUGACCCAUGUCCUUCUGAUUUCGGAUUCGAACAAGAACGAAACGACUUGGAACCAAGGUUCACACGGGUUGAGAAGAUGUCACCACAGCAGUCGGAGAUCUGGUUUGCCGGGCAGUGGAUGAAGGACCCUACCCAGUACAACGUCGUUAUAUCUUACAAUGUUCAGGGACGGUUUCCGGUCGCCAGGUUCAAAAAAGCCUUAGAACUGGCUGUUUCCCGGCACGAGUCACUACGGACUGCCUUCUUUUUAGAUCCCAAUAAUGGUGACCUUCUUCAGGGCGUCUUAAAGAUCCCACCACCCUUCUUUGAACAUGUCAGGACUUCAAGCUCUGCGACAGUGUCACAGGAGUUUGACAGGCUAGCGUCUUACCAAUGGCCACUGGAAGAAGGUGAAGUUAUGCGAGUUACAGUGGUGUCUGUUGGACAGGACCAGCACACGGUCAUAUUUGGAUACCAUCACAUUGUCAUGGACGGAGCUAGUUGGUCUACAUUCCUACAUGACUUGAAGUGUUUCUACGAGCGGAGUCAGCCCCUACGCGAGGUUGCGCAAUACGUCGACUAUUCUGUGAUGUUGAAUCGCGACAUCAAUAAUGGAACUUUCGGAAAAGCGCUAGAGUACUGGGAGUCUGAGCUUUCACCACCGCCAGAAAUGAUGCCUGUCCUUCCUCUCGCCAAGGAGAAGACCCGUACACCAACAGAUAAUUUUAAGGUGCACACAGAAACGCGGUAUGUUAGCAUGGAGGUCACGGACAGGAUCAAGAAAGUGAGUCGCAGUCUUAGAGGCACGCUGUUUCCUUUCUACUUGGCGACAUUACAGGUCCUCCUCGCAGGAUUGCUGAAGAUCGAAAACCUCUGCAUCGGAAUGAGCGACGCAAAUCGCAAAUACCAACAGUUCACCGGCACAGUCGGCUAUUUUCUAAAUAUGUUGCCUCUGCGGUUCCAGGUCCAGCAAACCGAUAGCUUUGCCAAUGUGUUCCAAAAGACAUCCUCAAAAGUCAUGGCCGCGUUGUCAAAUUCUUCAAUUCCCUCCAACUUGGUUGUGGACGCGCUGAAUAUUCCGCGAGUGUCGAAUGCAACGCCUCUUUUCCAGGUUGCCAUAAACUACCGCGUGGGAGAGAUCACCAAGAUGUCUGUGGACGACUUUGACCUUAAUUACGAUCGGAGUAAAAUGGGCAAUGCGCCAUAUGAUGUCUCCCUCCAUGUCACGCCCUGCGCGGAUGGCACCUCUAUUGUGGAAGUAAACUGUCGGGACUAUUUGUACUCGCCAAAAGCCACGAAAGUGAUCAUCAAUCAAUAUAUCAGGCUACUUGAAAUUAUGUCCUCUGAUCCUUCCCUCUCCGUCCAGAGCAGUCUGGCCGCUUCCUUCCCCCCCAACGAGGCUGGUCUCUCGGUUCAACGUGGUCAGCGGAUGUCUCACGGCUGGCCAGCGACCUUGCCUGAAAGGUUCCAGGAUAUGACUGAUCGAUAUGGAGAUGAAAUUGCCGUCGCGGAUCAAAGUGGCGAUUUCAGCUAUCUGCAGCUUCACGCGAAAAGCACCCAUAUUGGAGAAGCUUUGCUUCAGAAAGGAGUCCGAUCUGGAGACACAGUCGCAGUCUUGUGCCACCCGUCAAUCAAUUCGGUGGCGAGCAUGCUAGCAAUUCUCCGCAUUGGUGCGGUUUAUGUGCCCCUCGACCUGAGCCUUCCCGCUGCAAGACACAAAGCUAUGAUCUUGGCUUCCCCUAUUAAAGCACUAGUUUGCGCCUCUUCUACCGCUGAAAAUGUCUCAGAAUUGGGGGUCUCAACCAUUCUCAACCUUUCCGAGAUUUCAGACACCCAAAUACCGUCCACGAGGUUUACAGACAGUGCGAAGGGUGAUUCUUUGUCAAUUUUACUGUACACAAGCGGCUCAACAGGUCAACCGAAGGGCGUCUGUCUGCCCCAAAGCGGCUUUAUUAACUACCUCGCUGCGAAGAGGAAAGAGCUCGGUCUUGAUAGCUCGACGGUUGUCCUUCAGCAAAGCUCCCUGGGAUUCGACAUGGGGCUUGCACAGACUCUCAAUGCCAUAAUGAACGGAGGAAAGCUUGUCAUUGUGCCACAAGAAGUACGAGGGGAUUUGAUUGAAAUUGCAAGAAUUAUCCGCCACCGCGAAGUAACUUUCACGCUAGCGACUCCGUCCGAAUACCUCGUCAUGCUUCAACAUGGCCGUGAAUACCUCGACCAGUACGCCGGAUGGCGGCACGCCUGCCUGGGCGGUGAGCCUUUCACGGACCAGCUCAAGAGGGAGUUUUCCCGGCUAGGAAAGAAUUGUCCUGUGGUACAAGACUCCUACGGUGUGACCGAGAUUUCCGCGUGCACAACCUUUGAGACGAUGUCCGCCUCACAGCUUGAAGGGGCACGGAGUGUUGGGAGAACAAUUCCAAACACCUCUCUGUACAUUGUGGACCCGGACUGCAACCUUGUUGCAACUGGAGAGCCUGGUGAAAUCUGUAUCAGUGGCGCCGGUGUUGCAUUGGGAUAUCUGAACGAGGAGCAGACUAGGUUGAAAUUCUUGGAAGAUCCAUUUGCUCUGCCGGAUGAUAAAGCCAGAGGAUGGACUCGGAUGUACCGUACCGGAGACAAAGCUAAACUGCUCGACGACGGCUCUCUGAUCCUCUUGGGCCGAAUGGACGGAAACACGGAAGUCAAGCUCCGAGGACUUCGUAUUGAUCUCGAAGAUGUGGCCUCCACCAUGGUAAACUGCCACCCGAAUCUGCUCGCAUCAGCGGUCGUGUGCGUCAAAGGCCAGGGGGUCUCCGAAAUGCUCGUCGCGUUUGUUGCCCUGAUGCCUGGGCAGACUGCUAGUAACGUCGAGCUACAACAUCUCGCCAGCAACCUCCCCUUACCACAAUAUAUGCGACCUUCAACAGUCAUCUGUCUAGAUGAGCUUCCCCGAAAUGCAAACGGAAAGAUUGAUCGGAAAAGGAUAGACGCUAUGCCAUGGACAGAGCCAACCACUAUGAGCCAACCAUCAAGACGGCUUACGUUGGGCGAGGGUGAACUUAAGCUUCUUUGGCAAGUUCUGCUGCCUGAUAAGCACAUCCAACCCGAGUCUGACUUUUUUCUCCUGGGGGGGAAUUCCACGUUGCUGGUCCGAUUACAAGGCGCGAUCCGCACCUCCAUCGGGGUAUCAGUUACUCUCCGAGAACUGUACAGCGCCAGCACACUGGCACAGAUGGCGCUCAAGGUUGAUGCUCGGAAGGCUGAAGCACCAUCAAUGUCGAUCAAUUGGCUGGCGGAAACGGCUAUACCGCAAAACAUCCUUGAUUGCGCGAGCCCAACGGCAAAUAUUAGGCAACCUAAACAUUACCAAGGUUCAGGUUGUCAGAUCCUACUCACCGGUGCGACAAGCUUCCUUGGGAGAGCCCUCGUGCAGGUUCUCCUCCAGGUGCCCGAAGUGGACAGAGUGCAUUGUAUCGCCGUGGAAAAGGAGCAAGAGCAAGGUCUUCCCACCAGCAACAAAGUAUCAAUCUAUUAUGGAACCCUUCUCGACCCAAUGCUCGGUCUUUCAACCACCGAAUGGGCGUCCCUGCAGUGCUGUAUAGACGUAGUCAUCCACAACGGCUCGAACGGCCACUGUCUUAACACCUACAGCUCUUUGAAAGCGCCGAAUCUGGGCUCAACCCAUCGCCUCGCCCAGUUUGCCGUUCAGUUAAAUGUUCCCCUGCACUAUAUCUCUUCCGGGAGAGUCAUCCUCCAGUCCGGGCAGACCGCCCUCGGGCCCACAUCAGUAUCUUUUCACCCUCCUCCGCUCGACGGGUCUGACGGUCUCACAGCAACAAAAUGGGCCAGUGAAGUCUUCCUCGAGCGCUUCGCCGAGCACACUGGUAUAAGUAUUAGUAUCCACCGUCCCUGCACACCUAUCGGCGAUCACGCUCCAGCCCAGGACGCAUUGAACUCGCUCCUGCGUUACUCUGUCACUCUCGGUGCGACGCCCCGCCUGACAAGAAUGGAAGGAUACUUGGACUUCCAGAAAGUCGAGAUCAUUGCGGAGGAGAUCGCUACGCUGGUUACAUCCAGGUUCACCAAGCGUUCAACUGCAGCAUCGUCUACGACGCCCGGGGUGUCCUUUUUCCACCAUUCGAGCAAUGUCAAGGUUCCCGUGAAGAGUUUCAAGGACUAUAUGGAAAAAGUACAUGGUCGAUCAUUCCAUGAGCUCAGUUUGCAGGAAUGGAGCUCUCUGGCGUUGGAACAGGGCAUUGAGCCACUUAUUCCUAGUUUCUUGGAAGCGGUGGAUGAUAACGAGGGGACAUUGCGAUACCCUUAUUUGGGUGAAUAG